UCUGUCAACGGCAACUGACAACUAAAAUUGGUGACAGUGACAUGUUAAAUGUGUCAAAGUUGUCUUAAUGACAGUACAUUUUAAAUUGAAUAAUUAAAGGAUUGAGGAUAUUGAUAAUUCUAUUCUGUUUCUUGAGUAAAUUUUGUGAAAAAAUGUACAAUUUUGAAGAAUUGGAUUGGACAGAUAUUAGAGAUUUAUUCAGAAAAUGGCGAGAAGGUAAUGAAAGAAAAAGUGAUGAUGUUAUUCAAUUGUGGGAGGCGGUGUUGGAAGACAGACAAGAGAAACUUGGAAAUGAACGAUACAUAGUUUUGGAACAAGUCAUCAUUAGUGCACUUGAUUGUGCUCGAAUUGAUAUUGCUGAUAAAUGCAUUAAAAUAUUAAACAAAAAGUUUCCGAAGAGUUUGAGGGUUUUGAAAUAUCAAGCUAUGAAGUUGGAAGCUAUGGAAUGCUAUGAUGAUGCUCUACAGAUAUUAGAUACAUUGAUAAGCCGCGAUGAAACUAAUGCAGCUCCACGAAAAAGGCGAAUCACUAUUUUUAUGGAGAGAGGUCGAAAUGUUGAGGCAAUAAAGGAAUUGACUGAAUACUUGAAAAUAUUUAUGUCUGAUCAAGAAGCAUGGCAAAUGCUGUCUGAUUUAUAUUUAGCAGAAGGAGAUUUAUCAAAGGCUGCUUUUUGUGUUGAAGAGCUUAUUUUACAUAAUCCACACUCUCAUUUAUUGCAUCAGAGAUUAGCUGAUAUUAAAUAUACUCAAGGCGGCUUUGAGAAUUGGGAGAUAGCAAAAGUCUAUUAUAGUCAAUCUAUUAAAUUAAAUCCAAAUAAUGUUAGAUCGUUAUAUGGAUUGUAUUUGACUUCGGUGAAUUUGUCUAAUUCACAAAAGUUAGCAGCUGCCAAAAAGAAAGAACACGUAAAAUUGGGCCAAUGGGCAUUAAAUCAAGUGAAAAAUAUUCACGAUAAACAGAAAUGUGAUUCAAGUUUGGUGAAAAGUCUAGAAAGCGCACUGGGUUCAUUGCAAAUAUAGUUUUAUAUUAUAUAUGGUAGAUAGUGACUAAAAUUAUGUAUGUUAUUUUAUAACUAUAUGUAUAAUU
This is a messenger RNA of Ctenocephalides felis (cat flea), 1083 nucleotides long. Its product is annotated as ER membrane protein complex subunit 2-like. The coding region runs from base 153 to 1016 and encodes 287 amino acids. The transcript is spliced from 7 exons. Gene Ontology annotation, molecular function: protein binding. Gene Ontology annotation, biological process: protein folding in endoplasmic reticulum. Lineage: Eukaryota; Metazoa; Arthropoda; Insecta; Siphonaptera; Pulicidae. The record is from RefSeq and is a predicted model, not a curated record. Gene Ontology annotation, cellular component: EMC complex.